AUGCCAAACUUGGAAAUUCUUAUUUUGAAGGAAAACAAAUUAACGGAAGUCCCAAAAUUUUGUCUUCCGCAUAAGCAACGUCCAAGUUUUCCAUUACUUAAAGUCCUUGAUCUUAGUGACAACUUUUUAUAUGAUGUAACUAGAAAAAACUUCCAUGGACAGUGCUUGCCAAACCUCAAGAGUCUGAAGCUGGGACAUAACAAAAUCAAAUUUGUACCUGAAAACCUGAUUGCAGAUUUAUCUACAUUGCAUCCAUACAUCAUAUUGGCUAUUUCCAUUUCGUUUGGAGGAACAUUCAUCACUUGUUUGUCUUGCUUAUUUUACCAAAAACGCUGGCACAUUAAAUACUAUUUGUAUCUCUUACGUGCCAAAAGACGUGGUUAUGAAAUCCUAGCUGGAGAUGAAUUUGCAUAUGACGUUUUCCUGGCCUACAAUUCAAAUGACAGAAUAUGGGUUAUUUCAGAACUGAUACCAAAACUUGAAAAAGAAGAAAACUUAAAACUCUGCUUGCAUGACAGAGAUUUCCAAGUGGGUAAACUAAUUGUAGACAAUAUCACCGAUACCAUGCAUAGAAGUCGAAAAGUCCUGAUCAUUCUCUCUAACAGCUUUGCACAGAGCCAUUGGUGUCGGUUCGAAACUAUGUUGGCGCAACUAAGGUUAAUAAAUAAUGGAAAGGAGACCGUGAUUGUGGUUAUUUUAGAGAACAUCCUCACAAAAAACAUGACCAAUUCCUUACAUGUUCUUCUGAAAACAAUCACUUUCAUAGAGUGGACCAACGAAAAAUCAGGGAAAGAAAUGUUUUGGAACAGAUUAGUCGCCGCCGUUAAAUCUUAA
This is a messenger RNA of Saccostrea echinata, 834 nucleotides long. Its product is annotated as toll-like receptor 2 type-2. Gene Ontology annotation, cellular component: membrane. The record is from RefSeq and is a predicted model, not a curated record. The transcript is spliced from 2 exons. Gene Ontology annotation, biological process: inflammatory response; immune response; toll-like receptor signaling pathway. Bases 1 to 834 code for a protein of 277 amino acids. Gene Ontology annotation, molecular function: transmembrane signaling receptor activity; protein binding. NCBI's taxonomy places the organism in Eukaryota, Metazoa, Mollusca, Bivalvia, Ostreida, Ostreidae.